This is a messenger RNA of Chiloscyllium plagiosum (whitespotted bambooshark), 879 nucleotides long. RefSeq names its product calglandulin-like. The record is from RefSeq and is a predicted model, not a curated record. NCBI's taxonomy places the organism in Eukaryota, Metazoa, Chordata, Chondrichthyes, Orectolobiformes, Hemiscylliidae. Gene Ontology annotation, molecular function: calcium ion binding. Gene Ontology annotation, cellular component: myosin II complex.
UACUCUCUUCAACAAUGUAAAGGGUGUGUCAACUUUCUGACUAGGCUAGAUCACCAGCAGACCAAGUUUGAUUCCUGUCGCUGGGCUUGUAGUGACAGCAAGAUGUCAUUGACACCUGAGCUGCUGGCUGAGUACAAGGGUGUGUUUGAAAUGUUCGAUGAAGAAGGCAAUGGCUUAGUGAAAACAGAUGAUGUGGCUAAACUCAUGAGUCUGCUGGGCAUUAACUUAACCAAACGUGAUUUGGCACAAAUGGUCAAGGACGUGGAUAAAGAAGGGAAAGGAACAUUUAACUGUGACAACUUCCUGGCCCUGAUGGGAGAUUAUCAUGAAAAAUCAAAGAAUCAAGAUAAAGAACUGAAGGAAGCCUUUCUGGUGUUUGACCCAGACAGAAAGGGUUACAUUGAAUGGAACACAUUAAAAUAUGUCCUGAUGAAUGCAGGGGAGCCUCUCAAUGAAGACGAGGCCGAGCACAUGAUGAAAGAAGCCGAUAAAGACGGAGAUGGGACAAUUGAUUAUCAAGAAUUUGUUGACAUGAUUACUGGUGAAUCCUUCAAACUCAUCAAGUAAAUAUAUCAGAAGGAAGAUUUCUACAUGAAUCACUUGUGUCACCUCCGGCAGAUAAUUGCACAAUGGUCAACAGUUACAUCGAGACUACUUACGUGAUGACAAAUCGUUUUUUUUUACCAAUGAGACCUUGUCUUGUUCUGUGCCACACUGGUGCCAUUACAGUUUUAUAAGUCAAGAAGAGCAGUCCAGAAAUAUUCUGCUAAUGGUUUCCUUUGUAUCCAACUGUCUCUGUUUGGGCUUUGAUUGUCCAGUAUUGGGAACUGUAUAGAAUCUUCCACGUGUCUAACAUUAAAGAAAAGGCUCCAACAAGGA